This is a messenger RNA of Cladocopium goreaui, 705 nucleotides long. NCBI's taxonomy places the organism in Eukaryota, Dinophyceae, Suessiales, Symbiodiniaceae. The record is from the annotation of a GenBank genome assembly.
AUGUGCGAGCUCUUCUGUGGUCAGGGGGAGCUGACUAGACAGUGUCGAAGCAAUGGCAUCGAUUGCAGGGGCCUAGAUCUUCUGAAGAAUCGAUACCAUGACUUGACAACACCAGAAGGGUUUAUGAUCGCCCUGACGAAGGUCUUGCGGAUCCGCAGAUCUGGUCUCUUCUGGUCAGGGAAUCCCUGCAAUAGUUGGAUAUGGAUCAGUUCUUCAACAACGCGGCGCAAUGCCGACAACUGGGGCAUCUUCGGCAAUGAAGAUGUAGAAUGUGUUCGUUUGGGAAACCAGGUAGCAGCAAGAUGGGCCCUGCUAGCCUUGGUGUGCACCAUCAUGAACAUAUUUUGGGUGGUGGAGCAGCCUCAAAGUUCAUGCCUACGGGAUUGCCCAUAUGUUUCCCACGUAUUGCUGAACUUGGGGCCUCCUGCAUUUUUCAGAAGAAUGUGGAUGGCAACUUUUGGGCAUUGGUGUGCUAAACCAACCCAAUUAUUUGGGACUUGGCCAGCCAUUGAAGACUUCGAUGGUUAUCUUCCCCGCAAAUGUCGGCUACUACUGUCAUCUACUGGGAUGUACAUGAAGGAGAUCAUCAAUGGGAAGACCCGAGUGACUGGGGGCAAGCGAUUGAAAUCGUCUGGUGCCUACACCAAACAAUUUGGCCAAAAGGUAGCCUCCCUCUUCAAGAAGAACCGUGGGAAAGUUACUUGA